Molecule: messenger RNA, 1498 nt
Organism: Thunnus maccoyii (southern bluefin tuna)
Lineage: Eukaryota; Metazoa; Chordata; Actinopteri; Scombriformes; Scombridae
Product: probable G-protein coupled receptor 82
Exons: 3
Coding region: 246-1469 (407 amino acids)
Biological process (GO): G protein-coupled receptor signaling pathway
Cellular component (GO): membrane
Molecular function (GO): G protein-coupled receptor activity
Source: RefSeq, a predicted model, not a curated record
UACACUUAUAAACGAUUAGAUCAUAACUCAAACCCACACACACACAAAACAAGUAAUCCACCAAAAAUAACUCUUGUAACCCACAAAGGAAAUGACAACACAAUGACAACAAUCAAGCAAGAACUUUUCAGUUGUUGGGCGGAAGGUGCCUGAUAAUUUCAACCAUCUUGUAGGAUGGCUGAUUUGGUCUUCUCUAACUUUUCACUUCUCCCAUUCCCUCCCGCUUUUGUUCUCUUACAGAUCAAAUGGAGCAUACACCUCACACAUCUUCACCACAUAAUGCUUCUUUCUGGUCUUCUGUACCGUCUUCUCUCCCCUCCUCUGUUCUCGUCCUCUGCACCACCUCUGCUUCACUCUUCUUCCUUCCCUUUGUUUAUGCACUCCUCUUCCUCACCGCUCUCCCAGGCAAUGCACUGUCUUUGUGGGUGUUCCUGCGGUGCAUCUCCAUCACAUCCCCCACUCACAUUUAUCUGUCCCACCUGAGUAUCUCCAACCUGCUGCUGUCCCUCACCGCGCCCUUCCUUGCAGCCUACUAUGCCAGGGGCUCUGCCUGGACAAUGCAUGGCGCCCUGUGUCAGCUAGUCCUGCACGGCAUCACCCCAGUGCUCUACAUUAACAUCUACAUAAGCCUCAUGAUUCUAACAUGGGUGGCCCUCAGCCGCUUUGCAGCUCUCAUCCAGCACACCCACGCUUCCAGGCCGAGCGCCUGUACAAGGCUGCUGCCACACGGUUUCUUCACCCGUCUCACAAGGGCCUCCUUUGCCAGCAGGGUGUGUAUCACAAUGUGGGUGCUGGCAGUAGGCUGGACUGUGCCAGUGUCAAUUUACUACUCAGUGAAAGAAGCUAUGCGAGGCAGUGAAAAAACUGAGCCAGGAGGACGUGUGGAGGUGUGUUACAGCCCUGCGAUGGAAAUGGGGGGCAGUCGGUCUGCAGCUUUCCAUGUGGCUGCCAUAACCGUGUUCUUUUUAUGUUACCUACUGGUGCUGCUGUCCUACAUGGCAUUGCUGAGGCAUAUCAGACACUCACGCCGCAGCACAAACGUCACCACCUCCCAGAGCCUGCUGGGUAGGGUGUUCCGAAACAUUGUGGUCAUCCAGGUUGUUCUUUCAGUGUGCCUGCUGCCAUACCACAUCUUCAGACCCAUCUUCAUUUCUCUGGCCCAUGAUCAGCCGAAGCAUUCACCUGGCCCCGAGAUCGGCAACCACUGUCAUCCACUCUCCAUCCUCAUCGAGUUGAAGAACUGCCUGUUACUUCUGGCUGCACUGAGAGGUUCAACUGACCCCCUGAUGUACUUCCUGUUAGACAAGACCUUUCGCCAUAAAACCCUCAGUCUUUUAAGGUGUAAGAGGAACAAAGCUCAAAGUAAACAACAAUGCUGGUCAGUUACAGGAAGUGUCAGUCAGAAGGUUGGACAGUUGGGAGAUGGAAAUGUAGCUACUGCGAAUUCAAGCCACGACAGUGUUUUGUAGCCAGCACUGUAUUUUCCUGUUGUUUGAUG